Molecule: messenger RNA, 435 nt
Organism: Durusdinium trenchii
Lineage: Eukaryota; Dinophyceae; Suessiales; Symbiodiniaceae
Source: the annotation of a GenBank genome assembly
AUGUGGAGUCGCACGUCCAAUGCUCUUCUCGACAGGAGCACCAAUGCCCAAAUCAUGUGGACGGAACGUGUGCGCAAAGAGCGCCGAAGAUUGGGUCUGGAAAAGCCGGGUGGUCCCACCACAGCCGACCUUUUAUUGGGCGUGAGUAGAGUGGCUGCGAAGGAACCUGCCAACUCGCGCAGAGCCGCCCAAAGGAAGGCACUUCCUCGUCCUCCGGAACUCUUUGAGAAAGCUUUUGUGGAUCUGCAUCAUAGGCGGAUUCCGGAGCUUCAUCGAGCAGUACUGAUGGAAUGGCGCAACAAGCGUGUCGCAAGUCGAAGUUCUUCUUUGCCCAGCUUGGCAAAGUUACACGGUGAGACGUUUGAGCCGUACCACAGAUACCAAAUCGAAGAGCCACGGUUGGCAAGGCUGGAGAGGAUUUUCCAACACGGUUGA